CUGCCUCAGAGCUGUAGCAACCACUGAGGGCGUUGUGUGGUGUGUGUUUCGGAUGAUGGAGAGAUAGACUGACUGACAAAAACCUUUCUAAAUCAGCGUAAAACGGAAAGAAGAGUGUAGAAAAAGGAACAAGGAUAUAACUUUUCUUUCCAUUUAAAGGAACAAAAAGGAGAAAUAGAAAGGAGAAGAUUUUCUUUCAAUCACAACCUUGGAACUUUUUUUUAAAGCGUUGUAAGAAAAAUUUCUUACAUUUUAAGAAAUAAUAGGAAUCUCUUCUGUCAGUCGCAUUUCACUGGAUUGAGAAAGAAGAACUUUCUUUCUCUCCAUUUGAGAAGGAUAUAUGAAAUCUUUCUCUUGAAAAAGAAUAAAGUGUCUAUUCUCUCCAUCCGUGGGAGGUGUCACCAACCACCUGUCAAGGAGCUUAUCACUGGGGAACAUUAACAAAUCAAUAAAGUUUUCGGUACACGAUGGAACUUUUUACCUAAUUCUCCUCGUGAUAACGGACAAGGAACUUUUUACCUAAUUCUCCUCGUGAUAACGGACAAGGAUAUAUUGACAAUUUCUUGUUGGGAUUCUUUUUAUGUGUGGAUUUAAUUUUCGACAGAACAUUUAAGGAAAAAGGCAAUUUUUAAGAAAUAAUUUAAUUAUAGAUGUGAUGACAUCACAGACAGAUUUUGCAGAACACUUUGAUGUGUCACAAUACAGGCCCGACCAAUUGAAUUCCUUGAAUUUGUUUUUAAUUAAUUAAUUUUUUUCGUAUAAAAUUUGAAACAUUUUCACACAACUUUUGAGAAUGGAAGUGGACUUUUACACUGAAGUGGUUUACACCGUUAUGUAUAGCUACGAUUGAGUUCAGUGGAAACUGAUAUUGAUAUAUACGCCAGUGUAACAGUUUGUACCAAAUUUCGACGUCUUUACAAGAAACAUGAAGCUUCCAAGUAACUUGUUCCGGCAGAUCUGCAAGGUUGGUGACAACAUAGUUUGGGAGACACACAAGGUCACACUUUCCCGUGUGCCGAGGUUUGGUUUUGGUAUCGCUGUCAGUGGAGGACGCGACAAUCCACACUUCGCUAAUGGUGACCCCUCUAUAGCUAUCUCCGAUGUGCUCAAGGCAGGACCUGCCGAAGGCAAACUUCUAAUAAACGACAGAGUAACGUCGGUGAAUGGCAUUCCUCUGGACAACGUAGAACAUUCGGCGGCCAUCACAGUCCUCAAGGAAAGUGGGAAUACUGUCUCCCUGGUUAUUCGUCGGAGGGUUGUUCUACCAACACCUAUGGAAACUGACAGCAACACUCCCCUCAAAAUUACGCUGUCCAAGCGCAACAGGAAAGAUGAUUUCGGAGUUGUACUUGGAUGUCAGUAUUUUAUCAAGGAGAUCAUUGGACAAAGUCUUGCGGCCCAGGACGGGACUAUUAAGGAGGGAGACUUUGUACUUAAGAUAAACAACACAUCUGUUGAGAACUUGUCUCUGGUGGAGGCCAAACGUCUGAUAGAGAAGACUAAGGAUAAACUACAGCUCUGUGUAACAAAGAAAAAGGUUGAGGAUAGAUUACAUAUUCGCCAGGGCAGCAAAACUGACGAUGAAUACUCGCUGGGUUAUGGAACCUUACAAGGAACUCUCCAAUCAAAGAAACAAGAAAUAAACGACGUGAACUUUUACCGUUCACCGAGUCAGAAUGACAAUGAUUUAUACAAGGGAAACUACGACCCCAAUAGUCUUCCUCAAGGGGCCUACCCCCAUUCUGAGCAUGUCCGGUACGAUGGAAGAUAUGUUUACGACAACGAGGCGCCCCCUAGACCUCCACUUCCACAGGACACAGAUGCUCCACCUCGACCACCCAGCCCUGGUAAGGAGCUGCUUCGCCCUGACGAUUUCUAUGGCCAACCAAAGUCACCGACCCGUGACCAGGAUGGCUACGUGAGCGACUCACAACGCCGUCCUCCAAUGUCGCCAAAACUCCAGGAUAUGACUGACGUAGGCAUGAAGAGACGUCCGCACGAAGAAAGAUAUGUCGGAAAACGAAAAGACAUAACGCUGGAGCCACGUCAUGUGUAUUUUGAGAAGGAGCCGGAUCUUGGACUCGGUCUACGACUGGCCGGAGGAAACGCUACGGGGAUAUUUAUAGCCUCAGUACAACCCGGGAGUGGGGCAGAAGUUGUGGGGCUAACAGAGGGGGAUCAAAUACUCAUGGCGAACAAUAAAGAAAUCCCCGGGUUGUCCCGAGAGGAGGCGGUCAGUUACCUAACCAGUCUGGAGGGGCGGGUCAACAUGAUUGUCCAGUAUCAGAAGGAAGAAUACGACAGAAUAAUGACUAGUCAGGAGGCUGGAGAUUCCUUUUAUAUCAAAACACAUUUUGCAUAUGAACAACGAGAACAAGGAGAACUGUCCUUUACAACAGGCGAUAUAUUCCACGUCAAAGACACACUGUUUAGAGGCGUGGUCGGCUCAUGGCUUGUAACCAGGGUCGGGCGUAACAACCAGGAAACACAGAAAGGCAUAAUACCCAAUAAAAACAGAGCUGAACAACUUGCUGUAGCUAAACAACAGUCCGAGGAAGAGAAAGAGAAUUCACCGUCCAAGAGCCGCAGCCUCCUUUUCAAACGUAAAGCUGCACGUCGAUCAAAGUCCCUGGGGAAGGACCACUGGGAGGAUGUUAUAUUUUCUGAAAAUGGUGCGAGUCUGUCUACAAAGUUCGCCGCCUAUGAAAGAGUUAUCCUUAACGACUGUGGAUUUCAUCGUCCUGUUGUAAUAUUUGGAGCCCUCGCUGAUGUAGCUAGAGACAAACUUUUAAAAGAGUAUCCUGAUAAAUUUGAAUCACCACAAAAUGAUGCAGCUAGUUUGAAUGAUGAUAAGAAAUCAAAUAAGUCAGGAAUUAUACGUCUUGGUGCAAUAAAGGAUAUAAUAGCUAAGAGAAAGCACUGUUUAUUGGACGUGACUCCACACAAUGUCGAUCGUCUCAACUAUGCCCAGUAUUAUCCUGUCGUUGUCUUCCUGAAGGCCGAAAAUAAAACCGUAGUCAAGGAGAGUCGAGCUAGAUUUGCUAAAGGUUCCAGCAAAAAUCCUAAGAAACUUUUCGACCAGAGUGGAAAGCUGGAGAAAAUGUACCAUCAUUUGUUUACUGCCACAAUAAGUCACAAUGCCACCGACAUCUGGUAUCGCCGGCUCCUGGAGAUGGUCGACCUACAGCAGAAACAGAAUAUCUGGAUGUCAGAACGCAAGCCCGAGGACGACAUCAGUGAUGACUACCUGUUCCCAAUGUCCAAUCGCCUUAGCUUCGCACCGUCUCAGCAGAGCGAACUAGACCUAAGUCGACCUGUUGAUGACCUUGACCUCUCACCUAUGCAUAAAAAGCGACUUGUGAGGUCAUCGUCCGACCCCAGCGUGAAUACGACGGACAGAAUCCCUGGCAUUCCACCGUACCCAGCACCUCCAGCUUACCAUAAGACACCAGGGGUACAGAGAAACCCUGGAAUGCUUGACGACAGAAGAUAUGUGGAAUUAGAUGGUCUCCCAGAAGAUAGAUAUUAUGCGUCGUAUUAUGCGUCGGAGAACCGACAUCAUCCUAGUAGAUCUCAGAUAGACCCCUACGCCACCAUCACCCCUCAUGAACGCAUGUACCCCCGGGCUCCGCAGGACGAGCGUUGGUUUAACCCUGCGUAUGAUGACCAAGAUCACCAAGGAAACCGUUAUGGUCACAAUCACCGGCGGUCAGAAUCCGAUUUAGCACAUACGACCAGACAGUCUACAUCAUCACUUCCCCCUCCCCAGCCUCAUCACAACGAUCAACAGCACCACCGGCCGUACAAUGAUAAUUCGUCAUACAGCAGCGAUUCCUAUACUAAGUAUACAUCACACCCAGCUAACAAACACGACGAUUCCAAACUCCGCGAGAAACUCGGCGCCAAAGGGUCACAUGACCCAUACCGCUUCACACGGAGUACCGCCCAUCCUGUCAGCACUGCACAUGUUGACAAAUCAAAACUCUCUGAUCUGUCUGCAAGAUACAGAAAAGACGAUCAGAAUCAGGGAAGAAGCAAGUCUGUGCCAUCUCUGCGGCCGGGGACUGCACCCCCAGAGGUCGGAGGUCACCAACGUGACCCCAACAUGAAGAAGGAGCCGCCUCCAGUACCUGUGAAAACUUAUAACCUGAAGGAUCGGGGCAUUGAGCCUGAUGACCAAAAGCUCAGAAACUACGAAAACUCCAACAGGAGCUACAACUACACAGAUUCCAGUAACUACGCUGUUGUCAACAAAAUCAAAACUGGCAACAUGCGCAGCCCGCCAUCACAUGAUUACCAUGAUUCCAGCGAAAAUCCGUACGACUAUGUCGCACCGCGGUCCACUUACCAACGGCAGCCACAAGGAAAUGAGAGAAUGAUGACAAGUCAUUAUGCUCGACCUUACGUUGCCCAGGAUGCAGGCAAUCCAGAGCCUCAUUCUGACCGGGGUCAAAGGUCGGCAGGUGCACAGAGAAUGUUCGUUAAUCAGAUGUAUAUGGAUCACCAGGAGUUACAGCGACUCAAGGCUCAGCAGGAUGGUGGUAACAAUGGACACCCUGGAAACAUGGACGGCUAUUCUCGAGACCCAGGGUAUCCAAGUGCAGCGGAUCGGCCGAGGGAUCGGAAUAACGCCGACUCCACUGACACGGAUGAACGAGGCAGUGCAUUUGAAGCAUACAAGAAACCAGUCAUGACGACGUUUGGAAAGUCGGAUAUGAAUGGUCCGUCAUCACCUAAACCUCUACUGCAGCCUGGCAGACAGUACAGUCCUUACCAAGUGGCGUACAGCGACGAAACUUACCAGGUCGUCCCACAACCUCACUCUGACCUCGGUGAGAGUGAGGCUCGAUCUGACAGGUCAGGUGAUGUGUCAGGUGACAGGUCAGCUGACCAAGAAGAGCAACAACAGUUUAAUAGCGACAGUAGUGGGUUGGACAGUGGGAAGUCUAUAGAGGAAGGCCAUACUGUGGUGGCAACUGCCAGGGGAAUUUUCGACCACAAAGGUGGCGUCUUAGAAUCAAAGGAAACAGGUGUGAGUAUUGUCAUUCCACUAGGAGCUAUACCCGAGGGUGUCCAGCAGGAAAUCUACUUUAAGGUCUGCAAGGACAACAACAUCCUGCCCCCACUGGACAGGGAGAAAGGUGAGACGCUGUUGAGCCCCCUCGUGAUGUGUGGGCCUCAUGGACUCAAAUUCCUCCAUCCUGUCGAGUUACGUCUCCCUCACUGUGCCUCAGUCAACCCCGACAGCUGGUCCUUCGCUCUGAAGUCCAGCGACUCCCCCUCAGGGCACCCCACACAGUGGCAGAACAUGAACCUGGCCGGUAUGGAUCAAGGUUCUCAGGGUAAAGUAGGCAAGAGUAGCGUGUCUGUCCUCGUGGAUCACUUCUGAUCUGUGUCCGCCAUAAACUUCAACAAUUCUACAUAUCCACCGAAACAAACGAUUCCAUCCACCUAAACAAACGAUUCCAUCCACCUAAACCAACGAUUCCAUCCCAAGUUCCCAAGAGAACUGUGGGUACAGUCAACCGGGUGGAUCAUCCACGUGGAACACAGAUAUUCCAGAGGAUGUAGAUAAGGACACAGUCGGUAAUUUCAGUGGAUGUACUCCAUCAGUGGAUGUACUCCCGUCAGUGGAUGUUUUCUGUCGGUGGAUGAUUUCCAUCAGUGGAUGUUUUCCGUCAGUGGAUAAGGACACAGUCGGUAAUUUCAGUGGAUGUACUCUGCCAGUGGAUGUUUUUCAUCAGUGGAUAAGGGCACAGUCUCCCAGCGGUGGAUACAUUCAGUAAUUCAUUACACCAGAUAACUACUACAUGGAUACAGGAAUAGGACAUGCUUCGGCAUAGAACUUGCCGGUAAUUUCAGUGGAUGUACUAUGUCAGUGGAUGUACUCCGUCAGUGGAUGUACUCCGUCAGUAAUGAUCCACAUCUGUAGACUGAGUGUAAAAUGUGACUGAUACAGAUACUACUGCAUGUUACUAUCACCAGGCCAGUACAGGUCUGUUCAUCCACUCAGGAAAUUCAACAGAUCUAUUUUGUGAAAUUUAUAUUAUAAAUCUACCAGCCAAAGAUUUCCGUAUGACAAUUGUAACUUGUAAGAUUAUUCACAAGGUCUGAAUGAGAGGUAACCUUAUUACAGAGGUUAAUCGCAGGUACAACCUGAUGUACGAUGACUAUACCAACUACAAUGGUAACAAAUAUCACUGGGUCAGAUAUAUUACAUAAAUCUGUCCGGUAUCCACUGCAAGAAGAUUAAAAAUCAGCACACUUAAGUAAAUUAACUCUCACAGUCGACGCCAUUCUCAUUCAAAACAAGACUUCCAUUUAUAAUGAUUACAACUGUCUUUUUGCAAUUUUUUACAAAGGGUUUGCCUGCAUUUUUAUAAAGCAGUUGUAUUGCAAUAUAUUACACAGGAUUUGUUCCGUUUAGUCCUUGUGUAUGUUGAUCAGACUGACCAACAUAAUGGAAAGUCGACUCUAGCAUCAUUCAGGAUUUACUCUAUAGUACUCAAUGUAAACAGCAGCAGAAUUUGGGGCAUCUUGAUUUGAACGGUUCUUUUACCCAAAAUUUACAGAUUAUAUAUUUAACUUCACAUGUUCAUAAAAUUUGAUAUUUUUUCAAUGCAGAUUUAACUAUAUAUAGACAUAUUGAUGUAUUUUGAGGAUGAAUAUUGACAAAUAUAUUUUUGCUGUACUUUGGGGAUGAUACAAGUGUUAUAGCAAUAGUACUUCAAUAUGUUAAUUUUGUGCUAUUUUUGUUUACAUGUCGGUGAAUUCUCCUGAAUCUUUAUAUUGAUAGGUUGGUGAUGUUUAUGUGUUGUGAACUACGUUCAUGUGGUGUGAACUGUUUGAUAUGCGCGGUUGUGAUUGACAUAUGAGGAUUAUACUACCACCUAAGGAAUGAUAUCUUAAUUAGCAUAAAAAGGGGUGUGGUUAUGUUAAUGAGCAUGGUAAUGCUAUAAAUCUUCCUAAUAAUUCAACAUAAUGGUUGGGGGGAACUAAAGGGAGAACAUUUCUUAUCCAAAGAGAAUUUGGUAAAUGUAAUUUUUUGAAAUGAUCUGCUGAACUGCAAAGAGAAAUAAUACUGAUUUAUUUCUGAUGAUAUUCUGUAUUAAAUUGUGUAACCAUUUCUUUCCUGGAAGUCGUUCCAGUCAUAGACAGUGAACAGACUGAUGUAUUUGAUCACCUGGCCUCUUUUCAUCCCAGGAUUUUAUAUAAAUUUGUGUAAAGGAAUCGAAGUCCGGGCCUAAUUAUAUAUUUACAAUGUGUAUAUACAGUCAUUUGAUCUGACUUUGUACAAAUUGUCAUUGACUUUUCCUAUGUAUUUAUAAAAGGUCUUGUCAUCAUUGGCCCAGAAAUAUGUAUAUGUAAGAUUUGUGUACAGACUUGAGAGUAAUUGGCCCUGCUUCUUAUAACAUAUAUAUUUUUCUGGACCAUACAUGCUGUAUAGAGUGGCCCUGGACCAUGCAUGCUGUAUAGAGUGGCCCUGGACCAUGCAUGCUGUACAGAGUGGCCCUGUGCUGUGUAUACUAGAGACUGCCCUGCAAUGGUUGCAAAUGUAUAAUUACAACAGGGGAAUAAAUGAACAAAAUAUAUUUCUGUUCUGUGAUAAAAAUAUGAUAUUUGUAAAAGUCAGAAAUUAUCCAAGCCUUCCUUAAACAUUUGUUUUAUUUGUGAAAUCAGAGAAAAUUUGUUUUUGUGUAUUCACUCUUGAACUGUUUUUCAGUAAAACCUGUUUAAAUUUUACUUUAAUUUGUAGUCAAUUUGAAUUACCAGUUAUUUUCAAGUGAUGAGUCGAGGUUGUGAGAUAUCGCGUGAUUUAAAGGUUGUGCUUACUGAUUUUUCUCUGUUGAUAUUGCCUUAUUUUAAUAAUAUAUUGUAAAACAAACAUUUCUGUGAUGUGAAUUUUUUUCAAAUACUUAAAAAACUUACGAUAUAAAAUAAAAAAAUCCCAACUUCAAGUGAUAUGAAGCAGCUAGGAAGCAACUGUGAAUUAAACAUUUAAAAGAUAAGGAAAAUAUGUAUGUCUGAUCCUUUAGCACAGUAAGUCGUAAGAUUUGUAGGUCAGAAUGACCGAUAACCAUCAUACUCCGUCUACCAUGCGGAAACCUUUCAAGCUUCUUAAGUUCGUCCAGUGGGAUUCAUGUCAAACUUUCCCUUAUUUUUCGGGUUGGUCCAAAACCCAAGAUGUCCGCCAUCUUUAAAAGCACAUUUCAAACUUCUUGUCAAGUUCCAACAGUUGGAUUUACCUCAAUAUAUCAAUCUUGCCUAAAAUGAUAUUCAUAUGGUUCUGACAAAGUUUUGUUAUUUUCGGAGUCAGUCAGAAAAACUAUACUUAUUACUGAGUAAGUAAACUGCAAUGACAGAUCAGUCCAAUAGGCCUUUUGUUUCAUCUUAAGGAAUUUAGAUUGAUCAUCUUAAGAUUUUACCAACAAAUAUAUAUUUCCUAGUUCUAGUAAAAUGGAACUGAAGCUUUCAGGGCGAUUACAAUACCAUAAUACAAUAAAUAUGGUGAUUGUGACGACAAUACCAACAGUGUUAACUUUGGAAAUGUUAAGUAUUUUAGAGAUUUUUUAUAAAAACUGUUACUGAACAUUGUUUAUAGUGCUGGAGUGUGCCUGCCAUUGUGUAGGUCACAUCUGUUACUUCUGAAUAGAUUGGAUCUGAUUUAAGUUUAUGUGGAGAUAUUUAUUCCAUUGUAGAUCAAUUUGGUUUUAUAGAACCAGCCAUAUUUUGCUGUACAUGUGUUUUGUUGAACCACAGAUUAUUUAAGUUUGUGAUUGUACUUUUUUAACUUAUAAGUCUGUGUAUUCCAUUUUGGAAUAUUGUGGUUCAUUUGAAUCAACCAACCUGUUGGUAUGAUCUUGUAUCCUACUAAAUACAAUAUAUUUACAGAAGAAUUCAAGUGGCUAGGAAAUAAUUUGUUAUUUUGAAAUUGUACUAAAUCUGGAAGUACAGAAUAGAUAGAAGUUUGACGUCUAUGAAGCAUUUAAUUUAUUCUGUGUUGGAGACAUCGUCUGUGCCCUGGUGAUCAGUCUUCACAUCGCUCCAGUCAAUUCCAUGGGGGCACUGCAGGUACAAAGUCUCGUUACAUGAAUUAUUUAUGAACUAAAUCUUGUUAUCUGAUUGGUUCUGUAGAAAAUAGCUACUUACCAAUCAGAAACGUCGUUUUAUAUGGUCUUUGGUUUGUUGGGCAAGAUAUCAAAUAACAAACAGUGGCGACACAUGGGUGCAGCCAUUGUUGUAUACGGUUUCUAUUUUUCAGCCGAUGAAGGCUUCCGGGUUCCCUAAUAAGAAGUUUUUUAGUUGGUUGAUAAACAUAUAAAUAUUCAGAUCAAACCAAAGUUUUUUUAGUCAGUGCUCCCAUGGUCAAACAAGUGAAAUGUAGAGAAGACUCUGGGGGCCUACAAUGAGACUGUAUAUGUAUAGUUACAAUGUGAUGGGUAAGGCCCUACUUAUGUAUAGAAAACACCUCUUGCCAUUGUUAGGGGUACCCAAAGGGGAACUAAUCAAAUAUCAUAAGAGGCCCACAAAGGGGUAAUCAUGUGAAUAGCAAUAAAAUCAUUUGUCAUAUAAAUGUUGAGUAAACAGUAUUUCAUAUUUGCUACUUAAUCAUCUCAAAUACAUGUAAAUAAUUUUUACAGGGAGAUAACUCCUUGUGAUUUAUACUGAAGAGAAACAAUAAAAUAUUCAAAUAUC
This is a messenger RNA of Pecten maximus, 9696 nucleotides long. Its product is annotated as tight junction protein ZO-1-like. Gene Ontology annotation, cellular component: bicellular tight junction; plasma membrane. The transcript is spliced from 32 exons. Gene Ontology annotation, biological process: cell-cell junction organization; protein localization to cell-cell junction; cell-cell adhesion. The coding region runs from base 926 to 5389 and encodes 1487 amino acids. Gene Ontology annotation, molecular function: cell adhesion molecule binding. NCBI's taxonomy places the organism in Eukaryota, Metazoa, Mollusca, Bivalvia, Pectinida, Pectinidae. The record is from RefSeq and is a predicted model, not a curated record.